AUGUAUGCAAUGCGUCGAUUUAUUCAAAGUCACCAUGAUAAUGGCCUAUCACCUCAUUAUUAUGACUAUAGGGAAUAUCGUGUUUUACCGUUACUAUCAGCUCUUGAACCUGUUAAAUCAAACAUCAAUCAUCUCGAUCAUCGAGUAAAUUAUUUAAAACAUCUUUGGAAUCACUCUUCGACCUUUGGUCUCACUCAAGAUGAAUCGGCCGCAAUAUUCAUCUAUGCAUAUGAAUAUUCGGAAUCACCUUUACAUAGCCAACUAAAUCUAGCACUAAGAUCAGAAAAUAGCUCAAUGCUAGCACCUUGGUUUCUUUAUCUCAAAUUACUUAACACUGCUUUGCAAAAAUUGCCUACUAUAAAUGGAGAAGUGUGGCGUGGGAUGUCUAUUGAUAUAGCUAAUCGAUUGACAGAAAAUGAAGAAAUUAUUUGGGGCUGUGUAAGCUCAUGUUCAUUAUCGAAAGAUAUAAUCAAUAGAUAUAUUAAUCAAAACACAGUACUUUGUUCAAUUAAAGUGCUCAACGGCAAGGAUAUUUGUAAUUAUACCUUAUUUAGAUCAGAUUGUGAAGUCCUAUUGCUUCCGGGCACUCGUUUACUAGUUAAAAGAAUCAGCUUUGAUGCAUAUACCCGUAAACGUGUUAUACAUUUGGUAGAGCUACCUGAUAAAAAUGACACAAGACCGGUAUCUAUUCAUAAUUCCAUAUCUGCAAGAAACAAACCACCGGCAAGCCCUUCAGAUAUAGAUCGUUCCCAAAAAGAUAAAGAGUAUUCGAUCACUACAUUCUCGAAUGGCGAUAUUUAUGAAGUAACAUAUAAGAAUGGCGAGAAACUUGGUUAUGGUACAUUUUAUCCUAAAAAUGGAUAUGCUUACAAAGGCUACGAUGCAUCUACGAGAGCAAACGGAACCGGAUCUCGUAUUAGAUCUAAUGGUGAUCGUUGUGACGGUAAUUUUACGGAUGGUAAGAUGACGGGAUAUGGAAGUCUAUCUCGUGCCGAUGGAUACACAUAUGUGGGUCACUGGACUUGUGAUAAACCUAAUGGAAAUGGAAAUAGCACUUGGGCAAAUGGAAAUCAUUACGAAGGAUCGCAUGAAUACGGCAAAAUUCACGGAAAGGGGAAGUUUAGCUCCGCGAAUGGAGACACGUAUGAAGGUGAUUUAGUUGAUGGGAAGGCCCAUGGGCAAGGUGUACGCAUUUGGGCAGAUGGUGAUCAAUAUAAAGGAGAAUUCAUAGAUGAUAAAAAACAUGGCCGUGGUAGGUACAAUUAUGGAAAUGGUGGUAAAUACAAUGGAGAUUGGGCUAAUGAUAAAAUGAAUGGUUAUGGAGUCCUUCGAUGGCCUAGUAAAACUGUAUAUGAAGGAUCAUUCAAAAAUGGAAAACGACAUGGCGUAGGCAAGUUAAUCUUCGCGAAUGGUAAAGUUCAAAAUGCAUUACAAAGCCGAAAUAAGGAGACAUUGAAACCUUGGCGAGGUUUCUUUCGAUUGCUCUAUGCAGCAUUCACCAAAUUACCCACUGUAAAUCAAACGAUUUGGCGAGGUUUACUUAUUGAUGUAGCGGCGAAACUAGAAGAAAAUCAAGAAUUAGUAUUGUGCUGUAUCACCUCGUGUUCAUUGUCAGCUGAUAUUAUGGUGCACUUCUUCAGUGAAAAUUCAGUUCUUUGCUCAAUCAAGCCACCGCAUAGCAAAGAUCUUCAAUUUUAUGCGUUUAAAACAGCCGACAAGGAAGUAGUGUUACUUCCAGGUACACAUUUACGUGUGAAAAGCAAGAAAUCGAAGAAUAAAAAAAAUGAGCCCAAAAUAAUUUUCGAAGAAAUCAGUCAAGUUAUUUACGAUGAAGAAAUAGACCAUGACAGUAAAGAAGGACUCGACAAAAAUCAAUACAGUAACCUUCAAAACUUAGGUGAAUACUUUACCUAA
Messenger RNA from Rotaria socialis, 1914 nucleotides. The record is from the annotation of a GenBank genome assembly. Lineage: Eukaryota; Metazoa; Rotifera; Eurotatoria; Philodinida; Philodinidae.